UGGCGCGCCUGCGCAGGUCGGGCUGGCUGCAAGCGCUCCCCCGGGCGGCCGCGUUCUGCUGCGCAUGCUCGGCGUCCACUGGGCGGCCCCGACCUAAGGGUUCCCAAGCAUCUGCAAUUCAGACCUGCAUCCCUGCCUGAGCAUCCCGCGCCCGGCCAUGACGGAGCACUCCUUCGCCCUCCCGGUCAUCAUUUUCACCACGUUCUGGGGCCUCAUCGGCAUUGCCGGGCCCUGGUUCGUGCCGAAAGGACCCAACCGCGGAGUAAUCAUCACCAUGCUGGUGGCCACUGCUGUGUGCUGUUACCUCUUCUGGCUCAUCGCCAUCCUGGCUCAGCUGAACCCCCUGUUCGGGCCCCAGCUGAAGAAUGAGACCAUCUGGUACGUGCGCUUCCUGUGGGAGUGACCGCUGCCGCCUCCUUGGCCCCAGGUGCCCCAGCUCUCUGGAUGACCUUGGUUCCACUGUCCCCGAUGACCCUUUUGUCAGCCCCACAGCUGUGUCCUGGUCCCUCCGUGCUCCCUCCCCCAAGACCUGCCUGGUUCUGGAAAGUACCGCCUUCCCCAGCCAUCUGGGCCCCGGGAAGCCCCAGGCUCAGAGCCAGGCUGGAGCAGGAGCUGUCGAGCCCUCAGGUCUCCCCUGCCCCCUCCCGAGUAGGUCCUGGCCAGGAGCUGACAAGGGUAGGGCUGCCUUUUACAAUGGGCAGCCCAAGGAAGGCCACGUGUUCUGUGGAGGAGGGCCUCUGGCCUGGGUGCUCGGAGCCUGGGGUGGGCAAGGCUGGAGAGGAAGCCCCAGGGGAGGAGUCAGGGCCCUGCUGCCGUCCUGCUGUGUGACCCCAGACGUGUGGGCCUCCUCACCUGUGAGAUAGAGGGGCUUGAUGGUGGGGGGCAAAGGCCUUUCUUGGAAUUCUCCUUUAAUUUUCUGACACAUUUUGAUGUGAAUUUUCUGGAAGUGUUAAAGUAAUGGGAAAACAUUCACACAAAACAUUACUAUCCAAAGCAACAUAGUAAUUUGGAUCAAGAUUGAAACUGGUAUGUUCAGCAUCCUUUACCGUCACGAAGUCACUUAAAUUGGCUGGCUCAGGAAAUGCUAUCUCCUCAGAAUAUCCUCUUCCCCCUUUCUCCCCUACCUGGGCCUCCCCACCUGUGGGUCAGCUCCCUCCCUUCCCAGAGGCUCAGCCAGAGCCCCUCACAGCAGCACGUAGGUCACCUGGAGCAAGGGAGGGCGAAGAGAGGCAGGUGUGGGCAAGGCAUGGGCUGGCUCUGCUGGGAUGCUGCCCGGCAGGGGAGCCCUGGCCUGGCGAGGGCCAGAGGCAGAGCCUGAGGGCAUCGGGUCAGAGGGAACCUUGGGCCCCAGCCCGUGCCCUCACUUCUCCCAGGAGAGUCGGGUAGAGACCUCAGGCACUUGCCCACAGCCCCAGAGCUGAUAGGAGUCCUGAGACCCUGCUCCACCAUGUUGCCUCCCUGGGGAAGAAGCCAGUCUCUUGUAUUUAUUGACUGUUUAUUUGAUUGGCAUUCUGUUUAGUGGGUAUGAUUUUUUGAGCAGUGGUGGAAUGUGCUAUGUCUCACCUGGAUUUCUGGGCUUGGCCUGUUGCUCAGAUCGGGGCUUCCCUUUGACAUCCCACCCACCCCCUUUCCAGCUCCCUUCCUGUGCUGACCUCUGUGGCCCCCCUGGAGUGGGGGUGUUGAGUCUGGAUUGUACUGUAAACCCGACCCAUGUCUAGUGACUCAUGAGCGGUGGGGAAAUGCCUGUUUGGUGGCAAAGUCCUGGCUGAGGCCAAGUCUGCUGGCUGCCGCUCCUCUGCCCACCCGAUUCCCAUUUCCUCGGUGGGUGGAUUUAGGGGACAGGAAAGGGGACUGGCAGCUGCUUGGAGCUGCAGCUCUGGAAUGUGGACACUGAGAACUACGUUUUCCUGAGACCGGAGUGAAAGUGCGGCUGUCCCGGACCCCCAGAACCAGGCCUGGCAGGAGGAGGAAGACAGAGGACUCGUUCCAGUCGAACUUUGCCCACCACUCACCAGUGCCCCAGAUUACAGAGUGCACGGCCCCGGGCUCUGCAAUAAAGCUGGUC
Molecule: messenger RNA, 2065 nt
Organism: Hippopotamus amphibius kiboko
Lineage: Eukaryota; Metazoa; Chordata; Mammalia; Artiodactyla; Hippopotamidae
Gene: ATP6V0E2
Product: ATPase H+ transporting V0 subunit e2
Exons: 4
Coding region: 158-403 (81 amino acids)
Biological process (GO): proton transmembrane transport
Cellular component (GO): proton-transporting V-type ATPase, V0 domain
Molecular function (GO): proton-transporting ATPase activity, rotational mechanism
Source: RefSeq, a predicted model, not a curated record